AUGGCAGGCAAUGUUGGCUUGACGAGUGAGGAUCUCACCUACGAGCUCGACGCAAGAAACGCCUCAUACUUCCGGAGUCAAGCAUGGCCUCUGCAGCUGGAACAAGUGGCUGCUCCACGACAAGACCCCAGGAGGAACAUAUCACCUAUACAGACCCGGAAUCAUGGUCUUCGACAGACCACCAUGGCAGAGCAUCCAAUGAUGGACAGUUGGAGGUUCCAAUCACAGCAACAUACGCAACAGCACGACACCGUCGAUUUCUCCGUCCAACAGUCGGCGUAUGAUAUCCAUUUCGAAACCCAAUUCCAUGGCCUCCCCAUGCACCCUUCGCACUUGACGAUGAUGCCUGUCUCGCAGCCGCCGCUAGGCAGUGGUCUGCCCCUCGAACCCGCGUAUCUCCCCCUCGAAUCCGGCAUUGAGGGAAUGCCGCGCAACUGGGCCGAAUUUCAGAGCGAGUUGGUGAACUAUACAACUACGGACAUGGGGCUCGCUGUAUCACCUUACCAACAGUUGACAAGCUCUCCCACCGGAUCCCAUCUUGAAGUUCUGUCACAGCCCAGUUCAUGCGAUGAGCACGGAUGGACCAUGGUAGAGCCUCGCUCCUCCUUCGAACCCUACGAGCGGCAUUUCUUUGUUGAUCCGAACCAGACCGUGCACAACAGGACGCUGUCAGAGUCGUCAUACUCGGACCUUGAACCUCAAGGCAAUGGGACAUUCAUGUCGAACCUCGAGAUGGGCCAUUCUCAAGCUGUAUACUCCCCGACCACCUUGUCUGAUAGUGAUUUCGAGUACCCGCACCCCCACCGCCUCUCGAUAGACUAUGGAUCUGCUCCCACCGCGAGCGUUAAUCCCACAGCCCUCGUUCGCUCAAUUCCUAUUCCCACUGGCCGAUCUUCUGGAGCUACCGUUCGGUCUCCUAGCUCUCAAGGCUCCGCUAGCUCCCCCGGUCGGAAAGGUUCAAGGAAAAGUCCUAUCGCUGCCAAGUCGACUGACAAAGUCGUGAAGAAAUCAGCACAAGCAGGCAAAGGUGAGGGCGAGAAGCGUGUGGGCCGAAGGAAGGGGCCGCUCCGUCCUGAACAACGUAAACAGGCCAGUGAGAUCCGGAAAUUGAGAGCAUGCCUGCGAUGCAAGUUCUUGAAAAAGACCUGUGACAAAGGAGAACCCUGUGCAGGAUGCCAACCUUCGCAUGCACGCCUGUGGCAAGUGCCUUGCACUCGCAUUGACAUCAAGGAAAUUGGAUAUUUCUUGAAGGACUGGAAGUUCGACUAUGAGCGACACAUUUCACUCGGCUUUUCGGUCGGCAACAUCAAAGGAUUUUCUGACACUGAAAAGACUUUAUUCAUCACUCAUGGGUACGGGCACAUGUUACCCGUGACUGCCAGGGAGGUCUACGUCAGAGACGACACGUGCUUGAAGUUGGAUUGGGUCGAGGCGCAACACCCAUCGCCUGAAGGAUACGAAGUAUCUACUGCCAAGUUGUCUGCUGGCAUGGAAGGCAUUUCGACAACUAUGUUGAGUGACUAUCUUGACCGCCACAUUGACGGGACUGGCACUUUCGAGAAAUUCGUCGACGACUACUUCGAGGGGACUCCGUUUUUGUCGCAAAUGCUCAAGACAGCGCAUCGGUUUUACUUCAAGACAGGGUCCAAGAUCAUCAAGAAGGCUUUGAAACUCGUGCUCGCCUACAAUCUGACGUUGCACAUCACGAUGGUCGAGGGAGUGCCACCGGAGGAGUCGUUUGUGGGGAAGAUCGAAGAGCAGACAUCCAAGUUCUUUGGUAAGACCCUGGCACCGGUGAUGAUCAACUUCCAGAUCAAAUGCGCCAUGGCCGACAUGUGGCGGGAGCUGCACAAGGAUGUACUGGAGGAACUGUCAAGCUUGUACUCCAGCGUGUACAGUGGCGACAAGCUCAAGAACUGGCCGACCAUCUUUAUCCUGGCGUCGGUGUUGUUGGCAGUAUGGGAAUGCAUGCAGUUUGACUGCCACUACCGCGUACCUGACAGCGCGGCUGUGGACCGGUUCUGCAACGACAUGGAGACCACUCCGGUCGGUGUUGUGGUUGGUCUUUUCCAGGCCAUUUCUCAGAAGCUGCCUUCAAUUCUUGACUGGGACACUUCCAAGCAUCAUGCGUUAUUGGCUUCCGACCCAGACGUUUGCAACACCAUGACUGAAGUUCGAGAGCACGUCACGAGAUAUGAAAACUACCUCCGCGGCCGACCUAAUGCACAAUUCGACCGGAAGGAUUUUGAUUCGCUGUCGAACAAGUUUUUGGCGAAGUUGGUCAUCAGGGCCAACUAA
This is a messenger RNA of Capronia epimyces CBS 606.96, 2298 nucleotides long. RefSeq lists its product as uncharacterized. The record is from RefSeq and is a predicted model, not a curated record. Gene Ontology annotation, molecular function: DNA-binding transcription factor activity, RNA polymerase II-specific; zinc ion binding. The transcript is spliced from 2 exons. Lineage: Eukaryota; Fungi; Ascomycota; Eurotiomycetes; Chaetothyriales; Herpotrichiellaceae. Bases 1 to 2298 code for a protein of 765 amino acids. Gene Ontology annotation, biological process: regulation of DNA-templated transcription.